Molecule: messenger RNA, 5907 nt
Organism: Symbiodinium natans
Lineage: Eukaryota; Dinophyceae; Suessiales; Symbiodiniaceae
Source: the annotation of a GenBank genome assembly
AUGGACCCAGCGGAUCGCGUUCUUCAAGAGCUUCAGCGUGAGGUUGCCCAGGUUGAGCCCCUGCGGCAUCAGGCCCACGUUCGUGCUUCUGCCCGCCUGCAGCCCCGCCUUGUGCGUCCUGCUCCAGCCAUUGAAUCCUUGACGGAGCGGGUGUUGCAUAACCAGAGCUGUUUUCAGUUUCUUGUUGUGGCGUUGCAGAGAACCUUCCCUCACGUUCAGUGGCAGUCCCUCCACGAGGUCCUUCGCAAGGCUCGUCUCGAACCAGGGGUCAAGCAGUCAUUGGACAGGGAAGCAGUUGUGCGGCGAUGGUUGUGUGUGUUGUUGCAUGAUACCAGUGCAUCUUCAAUGGGCCAGAUGCUUGCGGGGAGUGCGUGUGAUGGUGCCGAGCUUGUGUCUGAGACGUUUGAGGGCAAGGCAACAAGUACUCUUCUGAAAAGAGUCCGCUGCAUCGGGAAAUACGUGCAUUGGGCGUCGGACAAUGGGUGCGAUGCUUUCCCCUUCUCAAUUGAGAAGAUCCGGAGUUACCUCAAGGAUGCUAUUUCGGGUAACAAGAAGAGUGCCAUCCGGGAUUUUGCAAGCUCCUUGAAUUUUUGUCGCUUUGUGUUGGGGUUUCAGGUGAGUGAUGAUGUGACUUCACACCCGUGGUUCAAAGGGACGAUGAGAUUUGCCAACAUCCGGCUCCGGGAUGCCCACCGAUCACGGACCUUGACUGUGAAGGAGGUGAAGCAUCUUGAAGAGGCCUUGAUCGGGGGCCGUUUGGACCGUUUUGAUCGAUAUGCGCUCGGAGUUAUGUUGUUUCAGCUGUAUGCUCGAGCCCGAGUGUCUGAUUUGCGUAAUCUGUUCAAGGUUUACCUGGACAUAACCGGGGCAGAAGGGUAUAUCGAAGCACAUACGUACGAGCACAAAAGCCGUCGCAUCACCAGUGGACCCAGUGCUGUCCUCAUUCUGGUGGCUCCGAUCCAGGGGCUCGCCUCCCAGCCUUGGGGGCUUGCUUUUGUUCAGGCUGCCAAAGAUGUUGGGUUUGACUUUGAGAAAGGUUUCAGAGGCCCGAUGUUGCCCCGUUUUGCCAGCGAUUACACUUGGUCAGGGGAUGCGGUGGAUGCUGCUGAAACCACAAGGUGGCUGAAUGGCAUCCUCAAGGCGCUGAUGGGCGAAGUCCUUGAUGGCCUAACGAGCCAUGGCCUGAAAGCCACAACACUUUCGUGGGUGACAAAGGCAAAUUACGGGGACCGUACCAUCCUCGUGCUUGGCCAUCACUCACUGGGGGCUAGGGGCAAAACUUCCGAAGCAUAUGGUCGCGAUGUGCAGGCGGGACCGCUGAGAGACUUGUGUGCAUGCUUGAAAUCGAUCAGAGUGGGGGUCUUCCUUCCAGACUUGACCCGCAGUGGCAUGAUCAGGGAGCACGCUGAGUCGCCUGAUGAGUUCCCAAGUGGUUUUGCUUCUCGCCCCUCUUUCCAGCCGGCCUUUGCACCGUCCUUCAGUGUUGCUGGCCAUGCAAAUGACACGGCGCCCGACGAGGCAGCACCUUCUGAAGGGGGGGCUUCAGCGUUAAGUUUGGAUCGAGCUCCCGGUUUCCAGGAAGGUGAGACUGAGGUUGCCAGGGAGGCCGAGGAAGAUGCAGUCUUCGGUGGCGUGAGCCCAGAUCGUGUAUGUGAGUCAGGUUCCUUGGAGUCUUCUAGCGACAGUGAAUCCUCGGGCUCAUCCAACGAGCCGGUUGAUUAUGAUGGCUUCCUCCGAGGCUUCGAGGUGCAGGCCCCGCGUGCAACCAUAGGGGUGGACCUGGAUCUCUUCCAGAACCCUAAGACCAAAUCAAUCCACGCAAGGGCCCGAGGUGCGACACCCGACAGCAAGAUGCUUUGCGGUCGGCCGGCAAAAGGUUUUGUUCCCUUCUCUGGAAGAGUGCACAGCAAGCAUUGGAAGUGCAAGCAGUGUACGAUGGCUAAGCCCAUCCGAGACACUGGCUCGCUUUUGCAUCACCUGGACAGGCGCCUCGAGAGGAUUGUAGCUCGUGGUUCGAUCACGGCUGCAGAGUUUGUAGUGGGGUUGCCAGAUGAUGCAUUGCAACGGCUGCUUGACCAGGGCGUCGACACUCUGGCCAAACUGGCGUUUGCCCCUGGUCAUCCCGGGGAGUCCCCCAGUGACGAGAAACUCAAGGCCUUAGUUGCUCCAGUAGCUGCCCCCGGGGGUGCAGGUGGUGCCGAGCCCUCUCUUGGUACCGUCGCCGCGGUACGCAGGUUAGUCUUCGAAGCACAAACUUUGGUCGUCAAUGAGACCAAGUGCCUAGUUGAGAAUAAAGAAGAGCAGCCAAAAGAAUUGCCUCCAGCCGAACGGCGUGAUCGCCUGCAGAAACAAGCUGCUCGCCUUGCAGGUGUUGACUUGUCUGGUGUCAACGAGUGCUCGCAUGCAAGCUAUGACCUUUGCCUGAAGCUGAUUUCUGACAACUGUGUCUCGUAUCUUCAGCCUUCGAAGUUUACCUGCCGGCAGGCGGAACUGCGUAUGGAUAAGCCCCGCAAGGAACUUGAUGUCGCGGCCCCGGGCUCGUCCUCUUCCGUGCUCCUUAUCAAGGACCGCGCUGCAGAGCAGCAUUGCGACGUGACGCAUGCCCUUGAUCUAUUCCAGGCCCUGCAUCGUCGCGCGUUGGCCAUGGACCUUGUUGGCCUUAGCACGUAUGCUCGCGUGCAAGGGUGGAACUCUUUUCUUAUGAACCACCUGCAGCAGCCUGUCCUGGCGGGAUACCGCAGCCCCACUGUUCAGCAACUCCUUCACGCUGAUAGAGCUGCCUGGGUCCGUUUGUCCGAGUUAACCCCAGCCGGGGUGCGUCGCAAGGCUACCGGUGAAUUGCCGUUGGAUAGCCUCUGGGCUGAUUUGCAGAAGGACCCGCGCGUAGUCUUUCACCUUUUGCCGCUUCCUGACUCUUCGGGCAAGCAUCCUGCGCCCGCCCCGCCGGGCGUUCCUGCUGCUGUGCCUGCUGGCUUGUUGCCGGUGGAGGUGUUGCCUGCCCGGCCUGAUGUUCCCCUUUCAGAAAGUGCAGCUCACCCUGGCGGUAGCAAGCAGCUGACUGUUUUCCAUGCUCUUGAAGUGUUUGCGGGCAGCGCUCGUCUUACUGUGGCCCUUCGUGCCGUGGGCUUGCAAGAUUCCUGUGGCGUCGAUCAUCGGAUCCCCAGGCAUUGCCCUUGUCCCAUGGUCAAACUUGACCUCACUCGCGAUUUUGAUGUACAGCUUUUGCAUGAUAUGAUCGACAACCCUUUUUGUCUUUAUGUGCAUUUUGCACCACCGUGUGGCACGAGCUCCCGUGCUCGCCUGAUCCAAGAGACCGAUCACGAUCCCGAACCGUGUCGGGAUGAUACCUUUCCUGAUGGCCUACCCGGGCUUCCUGAUCGUUUGGCUCAACGUGUGGCUGCGGCCAACCGCCUCUAUGGCGUAACCGCUGCAGCCCUGAAACGGGCGGUUCUUGCUGGCAAGCUUGUCAGCUGCGAGAAUCCCCUGAAUUCUUUCAUGUGGCAGACCACUGCGUGGCGUCAGGGCACCUCCGGUUUGUCCUUGCGGGAAACUGUGUUUGACCAUUGUUGCUACGGGGGCAGCCGCCCCAAGCAUACGUUGUGGGUGCACAACGUGCCAGCCUUCGACCAACUCAGCCUGACAUGCCCUGGCGAGUCCGCCUCCCAUAAGCAUUUGCCUUGGGGUCGUGUGUCUAAGUUCCGCUAUGCUACUAGUGAGGAGACCGCUUACCCGCUUGGGUUGUGCAAGGCGGUCGCCGCACUCCUGCUUGAGGAGCUCUGCCAGCGUGGGUUCCAGCUGCCUGCUCGUUCCCUGUCAGAUGAGGUUCGGCAGCAACAUAGAGCGGCCCAGGUCAGUCUCGGCUCCCAGCCCCGUGGCAAGAAGGUUGCUCCUAUGGUCGCUGAGUUCCGUGAUGUGGUCGUUGUGACAUCUGACCAUGACUUCUUGCCUGCUUCAGCCAAGCUGCCCGUGGCCGUGCCUGUUCCGCCCUCAGCCUCGUGUGACCCGCCUUUGCCAGAGCUGCCCAUGGGUUCUCGUAUAUUGCGUCGUGUUGCACUUGGGGGUGGAGAGACGCCGCGUUCUGGACCUUCAUCCCAGCCAAGCAGUAGGAAUCAGGGAAACCCGAACUGCCCCGUCGAGCAGUUCGCCUCUGUGUGCCUUCAACAGAAAACUAUCUUGGCUGAUGAUGUAACUCAGCUGUUUCAGCUCUUGAAGUCGGAUCGCUUGGCCAGAGGUGCUGGCCUGGAUGAUGAGUUUUCGUGGUCCACAGGGGCCUAUGCACAGGAUCCGAACGUGCCUGACUUGAUGGGCUGUGAGCUGAAGUUCGAGUCCAACAGGACACCAAGCCUCCUCACCGGCAGGGCCCGAGGAGUUCCACCUGAGCUGCAGCAAACGAUUGACUUCUUGGCGUCGGAGGGCAUGCACACCGUUGGAGAUGAUGUGGUGGAUGCUGAAACUUACCGAGUCACCCUGGACGAGGUGGAGCGGGGGUGGCUGGACGGGCCGCUGAAAGAGAGCGACUUGGGGGCCAGCUCUUUGUUGACCAGGCGCUUUGGCGUUGUGCAGAAUAACAAAACACGGCCCAUCGAUAACUACCUUGAAAGUGGUUUGAAUGCCACAUCUUCAUCGUACGACACAAUCACCGUGCACACCGCCGACUGCAUAGCAUCAGGUUUGGCCCGUCGACUGAGGGCCGAUGCAAAGUGCAGGUUGCACCAACUUCUCUUGAAGUCCUGGGACCUUCACAAGGCCUACAAAAACCUUCCACUAUCCCUGGAGGCGCUAGAGGACAGUUUCUUGUGCGUCUACGACCCAAAAGGGAAAUGUCCCCGAAUUUUCCGACAAAAGGUUCUUCCGUUUGGAUCACGGCACAGUGUGCACGCAUUUUGCCGGGUGUCACUAGGGAUAUGGAAAGUCCUUGUAGUGCUGUUCUCAUGCCACAUCAACGUUUAUUUUGACGACUUUGUGGGUGUGGAGCUGGCUCCUCUGGCCCGCCUCUUCGACAUUGGUGUUUGCCUAGUAUUCCGUUUGUUGGGGUGGGAUGUCGCCGAAGACAAAGAAUCUGUGUUCGACUCCUGUGCAAAAGUGUUGGGGUUGAAGUUCGACUUGUCUGAGUCCCGUCUCGGACGUAUCACUCUGUGUAACACGGAGUCGAGGCGAGACGAGAUCUUCGAGGCCUUGUCCGACAUCCUUUCGUCUGGUUACCUCACGCAAAAGGAUGGCGAGCGCAUCAGGGGCCGACUCCAGUUUGCUGAAAACCAGAUAGCUGGAAAGGUUGCUGGAACAGCCUACAAACAACUGUCGCGGUUUGUGCAACGAGGGGGAGGAUACCUGGAUGAGUGCACCAGGGUAGCCCUACUAAGGUUGCGCGAUCGAGUCAACUUCUCACCGCCCAGGGUGAUCUGCGCCAACAUCUUGACUACCAUGCAUCUUUAUGUCGAUGCCUCUUGUGAGGGUGAUAACGUAGGCUUGGGUGGUGUUCUUGUUAAUGAAGUGGGUUCGAAGAUGGGCUUUUUCAGUGACCGCGCGUCUGAGCAUGUGAGACGUCGCAUGAAUCCUGAGAGCGGCAACCCCAUUUUCGAGUACGAAUGCUUAGCCAUCCUUGUCGGACUCAGGUUGUGGGCUCCGCUCAUUCGCAGUACCAACCUCGUUGUGUUUACUGACAACGAGGGUGCCCUGGCCUGUAUGGUUGCCGGAAUUUCAAGCAACAAGUAUGGAGAAGCGAUUGCUCAGCAUGUUCAUGUGCUGUGUGACGAGCUUGGGCUUAACAUCUGGUUUGAACGCGUGAACACCUGCUCAAACGUGGCAGAUGCCCCCUCACGCGGCUCUAAAGAUCCGGAGCUGGGCAAAGAAUUCACGAUCGAUCUUGAUACACUCGUUGAUCACGCCUUUGAGUCUUGGGGGUUGUGA